Parnassius mnemosyne (clouded apollo) is the source of this 3854-nucleotide messenger RNA. Lineage: Eukaryota; Metazoa; Arthropoda; Insecta; Lepidoptera; Papilionidae. The record is from the annotation of a GenBank genome assembly.
GAGUGCUAAUGACAUCCAGUAUCUUUUAAUCUUAACAGGAAGAGAAUGGACUGAGCGUUAGCCUCCUCACAAAAGUGAAUAUUUUCUAAAAAGAGACAAAGCGACUGUGCGGCCAAUACCUGUCUCUUUCCUGCAAGGCGAAGGCCGAAGGCGCAGUGUAAAAUUAUAUAAUAUUUUUGUAUGUAUAAUUGUUCCAAUAAAUUAAUAUCAAUACAUCCCUCGUAAGGAGGUUUGAUCAUGGAGAAUAAUAUCAAAUAUGAAACAAUAAUAUUGAAAUAGAAAAUUGUUUUAAUUUUUUUUAUUGACUAAAAGCUAUUUUUUUUAACUAAACAAACAUAAUAUACUUCAUAUAAAAUAUAUACACUUGAUAUUCUAAACCUUACUUAUUUGUAAACGGACUUGUGAGAUGAUCUUCGAGGGAGUUUAUCCACUUGCACAAAAACACGUAAAACCAUUUUUGACACAUAAUUUCUGAUAAAAUAAUUUAAUACUUUUAAUUAACUGUAUAUGUUGUGUAUGUAUGUAUGUGAUAUAAAUUAUCAAUCACAAAUAUAACAUUGCAAACAGUAGACCCUCUUUGCACAGAAUUCUAAAAAGAGAACUUCUGGCCACACAUUCGCUUUGUCUCUCUCGCACUUUUCGGUCUGUAUCUGCACUACUGAAUACGGAAUGCACAAUCCAUUCUCUCUAUGUUUAUGAGUAUAACAAAAUAAUGUUUGCGGAAAAUUUAAUUUAAUGCACAAGCACACACAUGCACUUUUUACAAAAUUUCGUCGGACAAAAAUAUAUUUCGGGUAUAAGUUUUUCUGUAGUUAAUUUCUAUUAUUUCAAUUAUACCUAUUAGUGAUUAUUUAAAAACCUUAGUUUUCUUGAGCCUCAAAACAAACCGUUCUCUGUUUUAGUAAUCUCGUACAAAGCAUACGACGCCCCAGAUCUUGGGUGUGAAUCCAGCUGAAGUGAUCGUUUUUGCAAAAAUCAUUGACUUACAGCACAACAAAAAUACAAUUGAUGGAUUUUGGGUCUAGUUGUUGUGAAUAUCACCGUGUCUUUGGACACAAGCUAAGCUAUAAUACAUCGACUACGGGUAGAUGAGGUCGAGUGAACCUGUUUGCGCGUACAUUUAUUGCUGCGCAAUUGACAAUUUCAGAGAAUAUUUGUAAGAUUUCGCUGCGGUGGAAAUUGAUCAGGCCACCAUUAAUAUAUAUAUAUAUAUAUAAAUAUAAAGGUGUUUUUGAAAGUUCAUGUCGUAUAUUUAAGUUCGUCUAAUUCUGUUCCAAGGGUCAAACAAAAUUAAGCUAAGUUACUUUAAAUUUAUGUUUAAAUUAAUUGUUGAACGUGGCUCAUGUACUUACAGUAAUCAAGUAGAAUGAGUUACUAGUACAUCCUCAUUGCCUGCACCACUGUAAUUUGUAAAUAUAAUUUUACUUGCCCUUUAUAUCGUGCUCAACGAUGUCAAAUUUAGUUGCGUUUAUUUGAAAUCUAACAAUAUGCACUGAAGGUUAGCGUCUAAUCUUCACGCCUGAUUUCCCCCAAAGAAUAACUUCUGUACCUAACAACGGGAGUUUUAAUCUAUAUAGUAAUAAAUCUUUCGUACUAAAGACAAAUCACUCGGAACAAAUUUUAUUGCGCGGUUAUCAGCAUAAUAAACCACUCGUAAAUUAUGAAAAUUACUUAUACUAUAUAAUAACAUGUGGUGAGUAGGUAGCACGUGAACUUCUUUAAAGAGAAGGAGCACAAAGUCUUCUACUCGGGUACUGCAGUGAUAUAAAUAUACUACUCUUUAUACUCCAGUACAUUCAUCCUCUUUCUUUAUAAAAUCAUUUUGCCGUUACAGCUGUACGCUUGUGAAACUAACUCCCUUACCUUUACGUAAUAUUCAACUUCUUAUGUCCUUCUCCUUCACAAAUUUAUUCGAGCCUUAUUAUACGUAACUCUUAUAUUUUUUUGCAUCUUACUUCUACCUAUCCUUAACUAUCAUCAUGUGUUUUUAAUUUCAUUGUAUCACUAUUUGAGACCAGUCUUUUUUUAUUUAUUUUAACGUUACUAGGAUUAAUUGACAAAAUUUAAUUAUGGACAAAUAUCCAGACCUAGACAUUUAUUUUUAGACCAAACAAAUAUUCCAACUCGUGGCCCGUCGCGCUGCAGUCAAACGCUUAACCGUGCGCUACGAGCCGUCCAAAGUUCUUUGUGUAAAAAGAUUGGCUCGAAGAAAUUGAUUUCAGAAUUAAGAGCGAUAAGACCGCCAAUUUUACCUUUGCAUAUUGUCAUUUUAUGUAUUCGUGUUCAUUAAAGAAUAUAUUUGGCGGGAUAAGAAUAUCCACUACCCGAUAUCGUCCCGUGGGUGUCAUAUGAGGCGACAGAGGCUAACAAACCAGGAGAUAGGCAGCAGCGUCUUUCUAUGAACAAGUAAAAAAUAAAAAUUGCGCCUGGCGAGGCUGACAACUAUCACAACUAUUUCCCCUAUAGGGGGAAUCUAUAAUCUAUGGAAGGCCUUUUUUCAGCUGUGGACUAUGAUAGUCUGUAAUGAAUUAAUGAAACUUAUAUACAGAAACCUACACUCAAUCAAUAAUAUUGAUUGAGUGUUGGUUUUUUUUAGAUCUGUUUCUGUGUGUCAGUAUUCCUUAUACUUCAUCCCAGCCUACCCCGGCUAUAUCACAAAAAUGUUACAGUGGCUUGGUACUUAGAAAACUUAAGAUAUCCCAAAACUUGUGGCGCUAUAUCACUUGCGCAGUUAGUUAGUAGCUUCUGGCGGUUAGGAAGUUGUCACGAACACGGCCAGGAGUCACGAGUUAAUACGUCAUCUAUAGACCAUACUAUAGUUGACACACACAUACACACACACGCACGCACGCACACAUACACACACGCACACACAUACACACGCACACACAUACACACACACACACACACGCAUUUAAAUAUUUGCCUUGGUCAACUCUAACGAAACUAUGAGGAGUGAUGAGGAUGAGUUAGGGUGACGGGACUAAUAAGACUUAUUUAAUUUUAUAGAAAUCUGCUUAUUCAUUUUCAUCUGCUUGUAUGACAUGUUUCUAUCCCAAAGUAGGGAGGAUUUACCAGGCUUAGCGGACGGAGUGGCGAAUGCAAUUCCAGACGUCUUGCGUUUUUGAUGCUGCUUCCAAUCUGGUAUGGAUUACUUAUAUUUGGUCAAAGAAAGGUUGUUCAAAUAUAUUUAAAUUAUUUCAGAACGAGAAUAUGGUUUCCGCUCCUAUCCUUCUUCGAGUCCGAAGUAGAUGGCAUUGUACCUAACGAGUACGAGGGGCCGACGACGGUACUGAACAAUCUGAAGGAAUGGUUCUUACAGUUAGUCUCUGACGUGAAGACUUGCUCCAUGGCCAAGAUCGCCGGCUCCAAGCUGCAAGAGGGUGCAGCGAUGGGCGAAUACUCCGUAGUUAAAUUAGUUGACGGGAUAAAAAGGAAUCUGAGUCUUAUAGAAGAAUAUAAAAACUCGCGUCAACGAUUAGUCACUUUAGAUAAAAAUGUUCAAGCGGGAAUGCUUGAUGAGCUUCCAGAUAACGAACUUCGGUAUAAAAAAGUAACGGAAAUGGCCGGUGAGAGUCUGCUUCAAAACUUUAGCACUCCACCUUCGCCGGCAUCGAAGAAAAGUAUAUGAAUGUGUGCUAUAUAAUAUCUAGUAUAGAGGCUAAUUUCUGUUUGUGCAUUAGAUAUUUAAGUACUUGUACUACAAAGUGCGUUAGAUACCUGAACUUUCUACAUUUCCAUUAUAGAUUUUAUAAAAUGUUAAUUCAUAUUUAUAUUAAGUUAAAUAUGUAAUAAAUUAUUAUAAAAAUUAUUUGCUCAAAAAUAAUCGUGGAAAUAAACAUUUUAACGCUUUA